AUGGGUCAGUGCGUUUCCCAACCGCUUGUGCUCGACCAAGCAGCGCAAGAAGAAGAAACAGAAGAAACAGAAGUCAAAAUUGAUCUCCGCAAGGACGAACUUUUGCUCUCCCCUCGAGGUUUGCACGGUGUCUUCGACGGCGUGUACGUCGAUCCGAAACUUCUGUCGAAACAGUUGAAGCAUUUUCGCGUUGAAAUCCAAAAGAAAAAACUGGCGCCGUUUUGGCCCGCGGAAGACGAGGAGACCGAAAAGAGCUUCGAGUUCUGCCCGAUAUGCGCGUGUUACUACAGAAGCGUCAAUGUGACGAAGUGUUGCCAGUUUAAACUGUGCUCGGAGUGCCACGCGAGAAACGUGAACGGAUUUCUGUUUAGUUUUAAAGCUUCCCAAGAGAACAACAACAACAAGAAAGGUCAACACGCGAAACCGACGUGCGUGUGCUGCAGGAAAGAAGACUACAAGGUGUCGUAUCGAGGCGUGCAGACGAGGAAAGAGCGAGAGCAAAUCGAGAAAGAGCAAAAACAGGUCGAGAUAUCUUUGGAGCGCGCGAAAGUUGGCGUCGAGGAGGAGACGAGGCGGCGGCAAUCUUUGACGCGGGAGGGAAAAGGCGACGGAGGGGAAGUGCCGAAAGGAUGGGAGGAAGAGUACAGCAUGGCGAGGUUAGCGGAGGAAGGUGGGAGCCCGAGAGCGAGAGAGGAAGUCGCGGAGAGGAGUUUUGGUAGGGUAGCGUGGGAUAGUAACGGUAGAAAUAGUAGUAGUGCUUCGUCGUUGACGCCAAGCCAGAGGAUUUCGUUGCUCCGGGGGAGAAGCGAAAUGUUUUCGGAAAUGUACGACGCUUUGUUCGACGACGACGAAGAUAGAGGGAGUCAGAGAAGUCGGAGAAGUUUGGAUUUGGGUUCAAGAAGGAAUUCACAAGACUUUCGAAGGAAUUCGGAAGAGUUCUAUCGGCGAGGCGUGCUUCCGCCGUUCGAGUCGGCUGAGAACGCGACCAACGCGGCCAUCACCACUGGUAACGCUCGACAACAGCAACAACAACAACAACAACACUCACGCCGUUUAGUGCAAGACUUUCGAAACAUGACGAAAGUGAAGGGGAAGUUCAUCAACACCAAAUCGGCAACCUCGAGGAAGGAUAUGAAAAUAACAGCGAAACCGAAGAAGCGUCCGAUGUGGGGGAAGAGGCGCCGAAUGGAAGAGAAAAUAACGAGGACAGAGAAGAAGUAG
Molecule: messenger RNA, 1221 nt
Organism: Bathycoccus prasinos
Lineage: Eukaryota; Viridiplantae; Chlorophyta; Mamiellophyceae; Mamiellales; Bathycoccaceae
Product: F3F9.7
Exons: 2
Coding region: 1-1221 (406 amino acids)
Cellular component (GO): cytoplasm
Source: RefSeq, a predicted model, not a curated record